AUGGCCACCCCGCUGAUCGACAAAGAUACUCAAACUUACCCUGAGGAUGGCUCUCAUGCUAGAAUUCUUGUCGGCACGGGAGACGGCACAUGGAUUUGGGCCCAGGAUGGUUGGGACCUGACUCAUCGAGAAGACCCGUCCAGCGAGUUCCCAGAGACCACCAUCAACCUCGACUGCGAGCUUUCCAACAUUAAGAUCGACGCAAAAAAGACUACCUUGGUCAUCACUGACAUGCAGAAUAUUGGCCUGCACAAAGCACUCGGUCCACAAAGCGUCCCCGCCAUGUACGACGCCCAAGCAGCGAUCCUUCAGUACGCCAUACCAGCCGCGCGGAAGCUCGGCCUUCAGAUCAUCUGGCUCAACUGGGGCCUCACAGAGCAAGACCUCUCCAACUUGCCUCCCGCUGGCUACCGCGUCUGGGCUUUCCCUGCCAACUCGGAUAAGAUUGACUUUGGCUUUGGGGACCGGGACGGCGACCCAAACGAUCCGGCCAACUUUAUCAAGUGCGGCGAGCGGCCAGAUCUCUCAAAAAUACCCGGCAAGGAACUUGGAAGCGUCACGUUGGAGGAUGGAAGCGUCGUGGAUGCAGGCCGUGCAAUGAUGAGAGAUGCUUGGAAUACGGCGCUGCACGGUGCAUUGGCCGACGAGUACGAGGCAGGCAAGAAAGCGGCCCGCCCGGAUGUGUUGGUCUAUAAGAAUCGAAACUCGGGACUUUGGAACGCAGACACUGACUUGGCUGUAUAUUUAAAGAGAGAAGGCCUACGCACGCUGUUGUUUUGCGGCGUCAACACGGACCAAUGUGUCGGGGCGACUUUGCAAGACGCCCAUGCGCAAGGGUUUGACACGGUUAUGCUGAAGGACGGCUGCGCAACGGAUAGCUUACCGUAUGCGAAAGCAACGUACGAGUUCAAUUGUGCGCAGGCUUGGGGUUUCUUGACGAGCUGCAUGGCUCUGGCGAAGGCGGCUGAUCUGAGCUUCCAGUGA
Molecule: messenger RNA, 984 nt
Organism: Cordyceps fumosorosea ARSEF 2679
Lineage: Eukaryota; Fungi; Ascomycota; Sordariomycetes; Hypocreales; Cordycipitaceae
Product: isochorismatase family protein
Exons: 1
Coding region: 1-984 (327 amino acids)
Source: RefSeq, a predicted model, not a curated record